AUGCCGCAUAGGCGCCAGUCAGAUGGGCCAGCGUUGAUUGACCGCGAGGCCCAGGAGGCCGAGGUCAUCAGAGUGGAGGCCAAGGCGUUCCUCCGGCGCGCGCUGCAACGCACCGUGAUCCUGUUGGCGGCGGCGGGCAUCGUCGCGGCGUCGGUGCUGCUGCCCGUGUCGCAGUCUCUCAAGGCAGAGGUGCCUGAGGAGCUCGUCCAGGUCCGCACCCCCCAGCCGUCCCUGCGCCUCAUCGCCGGCUGGCCCAGCCCCGCAGUGGCGCUGCCGGCAGGCAGCGCAGCGGCGCUGCUGCCGUCGCAACUGCGGGGUGCGGUGCUGCAGGAGCAACGCGUGGCGGGGCUGCCAGGGAUCACGCUUCUGGAUUUCGGCAGCGAGACCGACCUGCAGGCUGCACUCGCGGCGCUCGCAAGUACCACAGGUCUGCGUUACGUGCUGAGGGACUUCCCCCUGGCCCAGGACUACCAUAUCGACGAGGGCGGCGUUGUGACCCCGGACCAAUUGUUUGAUCGGCGGUGGCAGGGCGUCGCCGCGGACAGGCGGCCGCCGCAGGCGGGGCGGCGGCUGCCGGUGACGGCGCUGAGGCGGCUGCAGGAGCUGUCGGCGCGGCGCGCCGCCGCGCGCCGGCUGAGCCAGCAAGGGGAGCCGCUGCCGCCGCAGGCCGCCAACUCCACGGCAGACGCGGCCACGCCCGCCAACUCGACAGCCGGGACCGCUGCCGCAAAUGAGACGGCUGCCGCAGCAGCAGCGGCGGCGGCGGCGGCGGCCGCCGCGCGCGCCGCGGCGCUCAGCAACUUGCCGGCGUUCCUGCGGGCCGACGGCGGCGGGCUCGAUGCGCCCGCGGCGUGGGCGCUGUCGGAGGGCGCGGCGGCGGUGGUGGUCGCCGUGCUGGGGAGCGGCGUGGAGGGCACGCACCCGCGGCUGGCGGGGGCGGUGUGGAGCAACGCGGGGGAGGUGCCCGGAGACGGAAUCGACGACGACGAGAACGGUUUGGGCACGCGCGGCGGGCGGGGGCGGCGACCGCACCCUUUGCUGUCCUGA
Messenger RNA from Monoraphidium neglectum, 1047 nucleotides. RefSeq lists its product as hypothetical. Lineage: Eukaryota; Viridiplantae; Chlorophyta; Chlorophyceae; Sphaeropleales; Selenastraceae. Gene Ontology annotation, molecular function: serine-type endopeptidase activity. The coding region runs from base 1 to 1047 and encodes 348 amino acids. The record is from RefSeq and is a predicted model, not a curated record. The transcript has 6 exons. Gene Ontology annotation, biological process: proteolysis.